UUGUAUGCUCAGGCCUUUCAGGGUUUGUGAAAAAUCUAGGGCUUAAAAAGAGAUCUCGAAGAAGCUGUACUUUGCAAGUCAACAAUGGCGCCUCUUCCCGGACCUUACUCUGGUACCAGCACCCUUGCUCUGGUGGCUCGUACCUCGGCAUUCACAUUCGGACUUGUUUAUGGUAGCAUGAAGCUCAAGUAUCUCAGGGCUAAGGCCAAGUCUCACCAGAAGGCUGAAGCUAAGGCACAUCACUGAUAGAGAGCAGUAUGCUGCAUUUGCUGUUUGAUAAAAAUAAUAUAUGACAAUCAUAUAAUAUCAAUUUUCAUUCUGGCCUGUUGCUUAGGACCAUCAUUUUCGACUUGUAACUGUUCAAUUUUGUGUUUUGAGAGUUAUUAGAUAUUUUUAUGGUUCAUUUGGUAUCAUAGUGGUCCAAUUUUGAGGACUGCAUUGGACAAACAGGGGAAAAGUUGGCCAUAGAUCUGCUAGCACAAUAAUCUUGUUACAUCAAGUCAUCCAGGGAAAAAGCUAAUUUAGUUUGUGGUUAUUCCAUCAAUGAUGAAGAUAUGUUGACUUCCUUUCUUGA
Nicotiana tabacum (common tobacco) is the source of this 574-nucleotide messenger RNA. The record is from RefSeq and is a predicted model, not a curated record. NCBI's taxonomy places the organism in Eukaryota, Viridiplantae, Streptophyta, Magnoliopsida, Solanales, Solanaceae.